CUCCUAGUCUCAGUCUAAUUCCGAUUUUGCUGAGAUUAAGACGUACGCGAGCUAGAGUUCCCGCCCGCGGUGUGACGACAAAGCGCCGAGAAUCAGGAUACUUCAACCGUCCAAUAAAAUAGUCGUGCGGGUGUUUCAUCCAGAAAACAUCCCGUCAUAGUUAACACGGGUAGUUCGUCAAAUACACAAAGUUAUACAACGGCUUGUGAUCGACCGUGUAAGUGACGAGAUUAGUUUUUGUUGAUAAAACUGUGGCAGAAAAACGUGAUCUAAACACAGUGAUCAACCGCUGCGACCGCUCAGUUCGAUACAAAUAAUUAGGGAGGUGAAAUAUGAUUUAAUACAGACUCGGAUAUACUUUGGAAGCAAAGCAAAACCAGAGCGAAGAUCGCUCAGUAGCCGGUGAUAAUGAUGAUGGAGUGGAAAUUAGCAUCAACUUUUCUCAUAGCCUCAACGCUCUUGGCAGCGAUUCCAGGGACGGUUGCCAAUUCGCCGAGACCAGCUAGGAGAGCCAAAUGUGUAAAUCGAGAUCGUAUACAGGUUUACGACGGUCAUGAUAGCAUGCUGCAUCAGAGGCUAACGACGCUGCGCAAUGAGAUGCGUACAAGGCCAUCGACCCAGAGUGUAGAGGUGGAUGCCUACUUGGUGACUCCCUACGAUGAGCAUAUGUCCGAUCACCUAAUGGAGUCGGAUCAGCGGUUACAGUUCAUCAGUGGUUUCACAGGGAAAAAUGCGCAAGCUGUCGUUACACUCAAAUCAGCUGCACUGUGGGUCGAUCCCCGAUACUACGAUCAGGCAGAAUAUGAACUUAACUGCGAUUGGAGAAUCUUCCGUAACGAUGAUCGACCGAAUCUGGCGGAGUGGAUAUCGGGAGAAUUGAAACCAGAGUCUAAGGUGGGUGCCGAUCCUCAAUUAGUUCCACAUUCUUUCUGGAUCACCCUGGAACGUCAGCUCAACUCGGAGUUCAUCAAACUGGUUAAAAUAAACAGGAAUCUGAUCGAUUUAGUGUGGGGCCCGAAUCGCCCCGCACCAAAGCUCAAUUCGCUGAAGGUUCAUCCGUUACGGUUCGCUGGAGAACGAUGGGAGAGCAAAGUGAACAAACUCCGCUCGAACUUCACAUCACAUCGUUGCGAUGCCAUGAUUGUAACCUCCUUGACUGAAAUUGCGUACAUUCUGAAUCUACGUGGUAGCGACAUUCCAUACACACCGGUGUUUAAAGCAUAUCUGCUAGUUAGCAAUCGAGAAAUCAUCCUCUACACCAACAAAACCCGAAUUAGUAUGGGUCUGAUUAACCAUUUGAAGUCCCACAACUGCCAUAACGAAUAUUGUGUUUCAAUCAAAGAGUAUGAAGAUGUGCGGCGAGACCUUCAAACGCUGUCUCAACACUGGAAACGAAUUCUCGUUCCAUCGGCAGUUGUUUUUGACCUGGGAGCGUCGGAAGCAAUUCAUUCCGCUCUUCCACGGGGCCUUGUUUUGGAUAAACCUUCGCCGAUUAUUUUCCUCCGUGCCCAGAAGAAUGAGAUCGAGAAGGAGGGUAUGAAGAAGGCACACAUCCGCGAUGGAGUCGCGAUGUGUGAAGUGUUGAGUUUUCUGGAAAGUCGGUUUCUCGCAGGCGAUACCUUCACCGAGCUUUUGCUCGCUCGUGAAAUUGAUCGCAGUCGAAAAAUCCAAAACCUUUCCGAGGGAACAUCCUUCGAGACUAUCGUGGCUUUUGGUUCCCAUAGCGCAAUUCCACACUACACGCCGAGUAAUUUAACCGACUUCGAAAUAACCGAGCACAACACGCUGCUAAUCGAUUCCGGUGGUCAAUAUCAGGAUGGAACUACCGACGUGAGCAGGACGAUUCAUUUGGGCGAACCAUCACCAGAGCAGAUCCGAGCGUACACAAACGUUCUGAUUGGGAUGAUUCGACUCUCGGUGCUGAUCUUCCCGGAAAACUUGCAACCUGCCGAGUUGGAUGCCCUGGCUAGGGGACCAGUUUGGGGAGAAAUGAAUGAUUAUCCACACGGUACGGGUCACGGAAUUGGUUCAUAUCUUUCCGUACAUGAAUCUCCGAUCAAUGUUGCGUAUACGACGAAGCAACGUUAUGGUUUCAAGGAAGGGUAUUUCUUCUCAAAUGAACCCGGAUACUACAAAAAAGGAAACUACGGGAUUCGGCUUGAGAAUGUUCUGGAAGUCCAGGACACUGGCAAAGUGCACCCGUCCGGCUUCAAGUUCCUCUCCUUCCAAGAUAUCACGCUGGUUCCGUUCGAACCCAAAAUGAUUGAUCGCUCUCUGCUGAGUGGCCCAGAAAUAAAAUGGAUCAACGACUAUAACGCCCGCAUCCGUCAGCUGGUCGGUGACGAGCUCAAGCGGAAGCAAAAAAUGGACGCCUUCUACUGGAUGAUGAACAAAACGAGAAACAUUCCCGAGUACAAGUCCGAUGCGGAUUACCAAGGUUCUGCCACGCGGACGACUGCAUGGACCUGUCGACUGUUGAGUUUUGUAUUUACUGCCGUCGUUGCAAAUAAUUUGUUAAUCUUAGGAUAACUUAGACAUUGAUCCAAAGGACGAAGUCUCUCUGUCUACAUUUUUCUCGUGUCUUAACCCCAGAUAACUCGAACACAGUCCACCUAAUUCAACUCUAGAUUCAGUAGAAUAAGGCUAGCGAAUAAGACGGUAGAUGUUCAUAUAACUUAUUUAUUAAUAAUUUAUGUUGAUGUUGAUAGUUACCAGAGCGAAACAAGUGAUAUUUUAAAAAAUGUAUUCGUUGGAGAUUAAACAUAUACUAGUCUGAAACCAAAAAUUGAAGAGUAUUCAUCAUUUA
Molecule: messenger RNA, 2806 nt
Organism: Toxorhynchites rutilus septentrionalis
Lineage: Eukaryota; Metazoa; Arthropoda; Insecta; Diptera; Culicidae
Product: xaa-Pro aminopeptidase ApepP
Exons: 9
Coding region: 409-2529 (706 amino acids)
Molecular function (GO): metalloaminopeptidase activity
Source: RefSeq, a predicted model, not a curated record